CAUUAUCGUUAUUCUCAAAAAUUCUCAAAAAAAAAAAAUGCCUAAGAUUAGAAAAAACAAUAGACAUAGUAAGAAUAGUAGAAAAAUGAGACAAGAAUCUCGGAGAAUGAAUCGAGUUAAUAAUUCAUCAAGUCAAACCGAACAACCACCAUCAUCAACAAAUCAACCACCGUUAUCAAAUCGAACUGAACAAUCUCCACCAUUACCUCAAACCGAACAACCACCAUCAUCAACAAAUCAACCACCGUUAUCAAAUCGAACUGAACAAUCACCACCAUUACCUCAAACCGAACAACCACCAUCAUCAACAAAUCAACCACCGUUAUCAAAUCGAACUGAACAAUUGCCACCAUUGUAA
Rhizophagus irregularis DAOM 181602=DAOM 197198 is the source of this 358-nucleotide messenger RNA. RefSeq lists its product as uncharacterized. NCBI's taxonomy places the organism in Eukaryota, Fungi, Glomeromycota, Glomeromycetes, Glomerales, Glomeraceae. The record is from RefSeq and is a predicted model, not a curated record.